UACAUAUACAUACAUAUAUAAGUAAGUACGUGCUCACCCUUUCCUUUGAUUGCCUGCAGUUAUUUAACAUCUUUCAAUUAAACGUACGUCGGGUAUUUUAAACGCUAUUAUCGAGCAAUAAAAACAAUUUAAUUUCACCAAUAUUGAUAAAUUUCUCACUAAACUUAAAUUUACCACUACACAUACAUAUGUAUGUAUAUUUUCUACGUUCAUAACGCGCAUUUUUCACACGAACAUGCUGAAACAUGUUUGCCAAACCAACACAUUGUGCACUGCUUUGCUAAAUUGCGUUUGCACACUUUCACUUCGAUUAAUUCACACACACUUAUCACUUUACAUUCACAAAUUCCAAUAUUUUUUAAAUUAAACACAAAAAACUCCACUAAAUUAAUAUUUUUUUUACUUUUUCACAAACUUUAAUCGCGAUCGCGUACCGACGCGCACUUACCGACACACGACUAUCAAGCAGAGAAUGUUAACGAACACGAAUGAAAUAGCGUUAACAUUCGGUCAUUCAGCUGCACUUAUAAUUUUCUGCAGUGCUGCUCCCCUACUUCGUGAUGACGAGACAACAACUGCGUUUGCAUGCGCAAAUAUGUAACAUUCUUACACUGUUGUGCAUGCUGUAACGAAGUUACAGGCGAUCACUCGGCGGGUUUGCAAUAACAUAAAACGAAAAAAUUACAUCGCUUUGUUGUUUGCCCAGGAUUAUAACAGCAAUUCCACAUAAUUUGUUAACAUCAAUGCUAAUAAAGAGGGACUGCUUUGUUUUAAUACUCUCGCAACAUGUUGCUACGGUGUAUAAUAAUUUUAUUCACCUAAAACUGAUCGAGAUAGAUAUAGGGUUAUAUAUAAAUAAAUGAUCAGGAUGACGAGACGAGUUGAGGUCCGGAUGACUGUCUGUAUUUCCGUCACAUAUCUCAAGACCCACCUUACCGAUUUCAAUAAAAUUUGGUAUGUGACAUUCUAUUGACAUUUUUAUGUUACAGUGUGAAAAUGGACUUAAUCGGACAACAACCUCGCCUACUUUCCAUAUAGCACAGUAUACAAAUCAAGAACGAAUUAUUAUAUCAGGAUAAAACUUUCUUCUUUAAAAGAGAUCCAUCUUAUGACUAUAAAUGGUGUAAAUUGAACCACAGUUUUGGUUUUGGUUUCAAGCCCUUAAGUACUGGAUAUGUGGAUCCAGUGCUUAUAGUUUAAUUUUUACCGAAAAUAUGGGUAUGAGAUAUAUCUAUAAUUGGAGAAUCCUUUCUUUAUAAUAAUACAUCUGUGUGCUACAAAUGGGUUGAAUCGGAAUUUCGAACUUACGGGUGACUUUAUAGCGAUUUAGAGAACGUGUUUUGGUUAAUAUUUAAUAAUUUUUGUGCUUCUAAUGUAUAAAAUCGGGUAAAAACUCGCCCUAGACUCCAUAUAACUAUCAAGUCUUAUGUACCUAAAGGAGUCUUUAAUCUUAACAAGUUGCAAGAGUAGCAAAUGUUCGGUUGCACUUGAAUUUAUCUCUUUCUUACUUGUUUUUUAUUAUUCUAGUUUAGUUACAAUCAAUUUUUUCUGGUUUUUUACCAAACUAGCAGAUGUAUCACCCUGUAUAAUCGAGAUGCACUUGUUAGUUCAUUAAACGAAAUAUGACAUGCCUAUCGCUGUUUUUACUUUUGCUGUUAUCUCUCAAUUUUUUUUUUUUUUUAAUUGAGUAUUUAUAAGACACUUACGCUGCAACACAACAGUGAAGUAGAGAACGUUGGCGGAAUAAGUCAAAAUCUGUUAGAGACGCAGCUGAGUUAAAAGCAUUAACGCUGAGAUGGUAAAUUUGUUACACAUUAUUUUUAUAUUUCUAAAUAUCUAUGGCGUUUUCGCGGUUGGUUCUCCCCCUAAUAAUGACGUACUUUCAGAAAACGCGGAGAAUAUGUUUCCCUUUAUAAAAAUCGGCAGCAAGUACUACUUUAUAAACGAGUCCUUAAAGAUGAACUGGUUCUCGUCUUCUUACUACUGUCGCUCUUAUGGUGGCGAGUUGGCAAAUAUUGAAUCGGAUGCAGAAUUUCUGGCACUGCAAAAUUACAUUUUAGCUAGAAAAAUAGAAUCGCGACUUUGGUUUGACGGCAAUGAUUUAGCAAAGGAAGGCAAAUUCGACUCACACACCACUGGCCGACCUUUGAUCUUCACCAAAUGGUCACCAGGCAAUCCUAACAAUUGGAACAAUGAAGAUUGCCUUGAUCUUUAUUUGUACAAUAAAAUACUUUUAAUGAAUGAUAACAACUGUGACGCAGAGCUUCUCGCGAUUUGUCAGUAUCGCGAACCCAACAGGCAUUGCAGUGGAAAGAAUUCGUUGAUGCAUCAAAAUGAUAACUGUAUACUAAGUGGCUUAGUUGAGGCUUUUGCGCAAACUGCCCGAAGUUGUAAAUCAUGCUCACAACCCUUGCUGUGCCCCACAUCAUAGUGUAUGAGCGGCGCUUAUCAUUUUGUUUCAUCUUCAAAAGAAUUAGAGAGCAUGGCGCCAACUAAGAGCACAGAGAGCGAGGGAUGGCGCUCUGUCAAAGUGAACGACUUCACAAAACAUAAGCUGUUGUAUCACAUUUAUGCUUGUAUAUAAUUUCAUUUUAGGCUGCGAUAAAUAAACAUUGAUCACUUACAAACAGAAUUAAAUAAAACUGGAAAAUAUAAAGGCGUUGCCACAUAUUUAUAAUUAAGGAAUUGUAAAUAAAAUGAAGAGUUUAAUAAUUUUAAA
Bactrocera neohumeralis is the source of this 2719-nucleotide messenger RNA. Its product is annotated as C-type lectin 37Db-like. NCBI's taxonomy places the organism in Eukaryota, Metazoa, Arthropoda, Insecta, Diptera, Tephritidae. Bases 1796 to 2431 code for a protein of 211 amino acids. The transcript has 3 exons. The record is from RefSeq and is a predicted model, not a curated record.